Molecule: messenger RNA, 2121 nt
Organism: Microbotryum saponariae
Lineage: Eukaryota; Fungi; Basidiomycota; Microbotryomycetes; Microbotryales; Microbotryaceae
Source: the annotation of a GenBank genome assembly
AUGCGACCGACCAACAUGCAUAUUGAGAUGCCUGCCCGACUCUCAUUGGCCAUGGCCAUCGACCAUACGACGCGAACCUCCUCGGCCUCGACGCCGUCGUCAUCACACUCGUCGUCCGGGUCGUCGGGGUCGUCGUCGUCCUCGUUCGCCUCACGCGACGCGACGAGCCAUCCGUCGCUCAACGAUGACGACACUCUCCUCGCCUCGGCCGCCGCGCCCGCCGCUCCUUCAUUAGCUUGGACUUGCUUGGCCCCUUCUCAUGGCCUCAAAGCUUCCCCAUCGACACCCAUGCACGACGAUACACCCCCGACCACACCCCUCAUGACCCAUCCACCCGGGACCAGCUUGGCCAUGUUUGGCGCCGGCGCCGGGCGACGACCGUCUUUGCUGCGCCGAGACUCUUCUGUCUCGUCCGCGGCGAGCUCGGUCGGCGACGAGGACGACACGGUCGAGUGGACGAGCGAAGAGCAGAACAAGAUCAAGAACGUGAGUUGUCUUGUCAUGACAACUGGCUGUGCUCCCAUCUCGGCUCCGGGCUCAAUGACAAAUCGUGCUGACCCUUUCCCUGCGCAUAGGUCCUCGAGGAGUACAUCGAGUCGGUCGAACACGCCCCCUUCUCGUCGACGGGUCCACCGCCUUCCAAUCUGACUUCGCUCGUCGCGCGUGCCGUCAUGCGAGCGAACAAGCACGAGCUCCAGGCGAGCACUCUAUCGCAGGCCCUGGCCAACGGUCCAGUGGCGCCAAAGGACGAGUCGCGUCCUCAAAAGUGGCGACAUGGAGUGCGGAGCACGCGAAGAAAGGUGUUGGCUAUGGGUGAGACAUAGUUACACUUCGUUCCCGCCUUCCACGUGACGUCCCAUUCUGACCCUCUACGUAUCCUCACCCUGCGCAGUCAAGGAGAAGCAACACGAGGCGAUCGAGAGCACGCCGCGUCAAGACCUCGACGACACGCCGCGUCGCAAGCCCCUGGCCCGUCAAGGGUCAAUGGACUUCUUGCCCGAGGCUCGAAAUGUCGCCGCCGUCGCGAGGUAAGCUCCAGCGGGAUUUCCUCGAACUUGGCGAGUUCUUCAAAGCUGACCUCUUCUUUUCCCCACCAGGCUCGGGUCCAAGCUGCGUCGUGCAGAACAAGCUGGCCCGCCACUUUCAGCUUCGGCCACCAACUCGUACACAUCACGUCCGCGUGCGUUCCGUACCGCAUCCCUCUCUUCGAUUGCCGGCUCUCCUACCCAGCCGGCGAAAGCACCGAUGCGUCCUGGGCCUCCUGGAUCACCAAUCAAGGCCCCUCGCAUCCAACGCACCGGAUCCGAUUCGACGGGCCUGCACCACGCCGAAUUCGCCCACUUGCCUUCACCAGGCGCUUCGACCACGGGGAUGCUCUGGUCCGAACCUUCGACAUCAACCUCGAACUCGAUAUUUGACCUCUCCUUUGGAGGCUACGCCAGCCCGGUCGUCACGCCCAAACGAGGAUCGGAACUCGGCAGCGCAUUUGUGAGCCUUGCAGCAGGGGCGGCGUACCCUUCGCCCGUUUCGCAAAAGCGAGCCAAGCACCAUCAUUUGGUUUUGCAUGACGCGCCUUCCCUCAGCCUGGCUUCGCCUUUCGAGACACCGUUCCCUACCGGCGUACAGAACCUGGCGCCCGCGUUCGGUUGCGCCCCUCCCUCGGCACCGAGGAUUGUUCGACCCGGCCCCUCGCCGAUCAAGCGUCGCACCGGCGGUCGAUUGGGCAUGUCGCAGUCUUGGGCAGAUCACCUCUCUGCGCCACCGACGUCGUCAUCCUCACCGGAUGUAUCGACUACCACGUCCGCGUUCGGCUUCGGUGCCGCUCUCGACGCCCAACGCCUACACCCUAGCUCUUGCCUUAACUCACUCGACGCCCCCGCUCGUUCUCGCUCGCCUUCCCCCUUCGACAUGAACGGAACCCCGAGCCCCCUCAGCUCGACCUUCGAUCUCAACGACCUCAGUCUCGAGGCCCUGGACGAGUCCCAGCAUGGCAAGACCAAUAACUUCAUCGCCUCGAGCCGAACGUCGUAUUUUGAGCCGAGUAACUCUUCGCAAUCGCUCAAUGAGAAAUUGAGGGACUGGGAUGGAAGGACCAACCAUGCGCUUCACGUGCACAAGUGA